AUGAAUGUAAAUAAUUAUGCAUUAUUUGCAUUUGAUGCAACAUGGACAUUAAUUCAAUCAUUACAACAAUUGUGUGCAUCAAAAAUAAACAUUUCUUCUUCAUAUGCAGUUAGUAGAACAGAAUUUCUUGGUGUAUCUCGUCCUAUACAAUUUAGUUUUAAUGUAACAGAUCGAAUAACUGGUUUGUAUUAUUCUGCAAAAAAUGCUCAACCUUCUUCGAAUGGUUUGAGUUUUGUUCCUGUAUUAGAAUAUUUUCAUCCUAGUGAUUGGAGAAUACCUACAAAAGAAAACAUUAUAAUAUGGUCUGGCAAUUCAUUAACACAACCUAUUGGUGGAGCCAUUCUCAAAGGUGUAAAUUUACGAAUAGGUAUUAUUGAAUCAGUUCCAUUUACAAUCGUUGAAAAAGUCAUAGAUGCAUCUGGACAAACUACAAUACAAUAUAGUGGCUAUAUUCAUGAUCUUAUUAAACUUUUACAAAGUAACAUGGGAUUUAUUCCAACUAUUGAAUUAGCACCAUCAAAUCAAACAUAUAAUGGAUGA
Messenger RNA from Rotaria sordida, 540 nucleotides. Lineage: Eukaryota; Metazoa; Rotifera; Eurotatoria; Philodinida; Philodinidae. The record is from the annotation of a GenBank genome assembly.